This is a messenger RNA of Xiphophorus hellerii (green swordtail), 2045 nucleotides long. It is a transcript of the gene rs1a, whose product is annotated as retinoschisin 1a. NCBI's taxonomy places the organism in Eukaryota, Metazoa, Chordata, Actinopteri, Cyprinodontiformes, Poeciliidae. The transcript is spliced from 6 exons. The record is from RefSeq and is a predicted model, not a curated record. Gene Ontology annotation, cellular component: plasma membrane. The coding region runs from base 72 to 767 and encodes 231 amino acids. Gene Ontology annotation, molecular function: signaling receptor activity.
UAAUCCAGUCUCUCUUGUCCCUGCUGCUCACUCAUUUGUGAGUCCAGUCUGGUGUGGAAGCGGGUUGGAAGAUGGCGCUCAUCAUGCAGCAUUCUCUGCUCGCUUUACUUCUUCUAGGAACUGACGUGCUCAUCAGGAUUCAUGCUCAAGAGACUGCCGCUUCUGAGGCAUGGACCACCAAGUCUUGCAAAUGCGACUGCGACGGAGCCGAAUCUCCAACAGAGUUUUCCAUCCUGGGGUCUGGCUCUAUGGUGAAAGGAGUGGAUUGCAUGCCAGAGUGUCCGUAUCACAGGCCUCUUGGAUUCGAGGCAGGAUCUGUGAGUCCAGACCAAGUCACCUGCUCUAACCAGGAGCAGUACACUGGGUGGUUCUCCUCAUGGCUCCCGAGCAAAGCCAGGCUCAACAGCCAAGGCUUUGGGUGUGCUUGGCUGUCCAAAUUCCAGGACAACAGUCAGUGGCUCCAGAUUGACCUGAGGGAGGUGAUGGUGGUUUCAGGGAUCCUCUCUCAGGGCCGCUGUGACGCCGAUGAGUGGGUCACCAAGUACAGCGUCCAGUACCGCACAGACGAGAAGCUCAACUGGAUUUAUUACAAAGACCAAACUGGAAACAACAGGGUGUUUUAUGGAAACUCUGACCGCUCUUCAUCUGUCCAGAACCUCCUCAGGCCGCCCAUUGUGGCUCGCUACAUCCGCAUUCUCCCCCUCGGAUGGCACACUCGCAUUGCUCUGCGCCUGGAGUUGCUGCUCUGCAUGAAGAAGUGCAUGUGAAUCUCUCCUCCUCGUAUCCCUCAAAGCGUUGUCCCAGACCCUGCGUAGCGUUUGAUUAUGUAUUCACAGAUCUCCUGAAAAACAAAUUGACCCUGAAAUAUUCAUGACCUCAAGCCGUUUUUACAUCCGACGUGCUUCCAUUAAAGUAGGUUUGUUUGAUAUGUACAACGUGCUUUCAUUCAGUCCGCUCUGCUUUGUCUGUGCUACACCAGUCUCUCUCACCAUUCUCAAUGGGUGGCUCAGUUUGCAAUGAAAUGGCAUAAAUUCAAAGCAAUAAUUAGUGGCUGUGGAGAAGAGGCAGCGUUGCUAUGAGGGGUUCGUCGCCACAGGUUUGUGGUGUUGUGUGAAGGAACCAGACAGUCCAUGAAAUACACACCGAGUCUAUUCAUAAGUUAAAUAUGUUACAUUAUGAAAAAUAUCUCGCAUAGAUACAAAAAACAGAACUGUUUCUGUUCUUGAACCCAGAAUAGCGAGAUAGUUUGAUUUUAUUCUCUUUCCAUAAAAAAGGAAAAUUAAUUAAUGUCUUUAGCAGAAGGUGAAAGGUUUCCUUGUGCACUUUGUCUUAAAUUGAAGAUAGUAAAUAUGUUCUGAAAAUUAAUGUGAGUUAUUUUAAGUAUUUAUUUUCUGAUAGAGUGAUGUCAAAAGCGCUUACUGUACAGUUUGUUUCUCUCUGGUUGGCAAACUGGACUCAUAGAACGAUGAGGUGCAACCCAUAAAUAAUGAUAUGUGAAUGUAAACAGCCAAUGUGCAAACAAUAAGAAUGAUGCAGAGGCCAAGUUUUAAUUUAUGUAUAAUUCCAAAGAACAAAUGCAAAAGCUCCUUUGGUAGAAAUCUAUUUAGUGUGAAGACAAAGUUGGUUUACAAAAACAGAUCAAAUCUACAUUUUACUACAAGCAUAUUUUCAUUUGCUUCGUCUCAAACUUUUUGAAACCUGUGAUUUAAACCAUAAUUUCAAUGAUUGUCGAAUGUGAUCAAUAUUUAACUUCUUAUCCCGAGUGACUUUAUGAUCCAUGGAAUGCAAACAGAAACAUUCAGUAGGUUUAUAUUUCAGGAUGCCUAAAUAGGCCUACUUUCCAUUUAAAUACCUUCUCCUUUUCUUCUUGUUGACUUAUUUUUUGUUAUUUCUUUUUGCAGGUAGCUUCACUGUUGCUGUAUUGUACUUGUGAUGAAAUGUCUAGUUUUUUUCCCACGAUGCUUUGGGAUGCACUCCUGAAUCGAAGGCGUGUCCUUUAUUGUACCUUUAAAUUGUUUUCCUAGAUUAAACCCACACAGGUGUCA